Molecule: messenger RNA, 639 nt
Organism: Malus domestica (apple)
Lineage: Eukaryota; Viridiplantae; Streptophyta; Magnoliopsida; Rosales; Rosaceae
Source: RefSeq, a predicted model, not a curated record
AUGUUGCCUGUCCCGCUCCUCUCAAAAUUGGGUAACUAUGAAGUUGAAGUUCAUGGCGUUAAAGUGAAAGUGAGUGUGGUUGAAGAUGGUCGGUUGAUUCGUGAAAAAAUAUCAGAACUGCGGGGUUUCUUGAAAUCCCAAGUUCCUGUUAUGGGACUUGACUUUAAGCCAGGAUCUUCGUAUGCCCAAAUGGUGCUUGUUUGUGCCGGAUGUCGUUGCUUGAUCGUCCCAGGGCUAAAGGAAGCACAAAAGUAUAUUCCUGGGCUUGGUUAUGUAGGUGAACGUAGCGUACAAGAACUUGAGCAGCUUCUCGCUGAUGACACUAUAGGUUUUGUGGGCAUGCGACUGAAAUUAAAACUCUCCCAGACCCUUCAUUAUAGUAAGUUUAAGAUAGGUGCAGACCUGGGUGAUUUGGCAGCCAAGGUACUGAAGAAACCCAAUCUCGCAACAUGGGGAUUAGCGGAGUUGGCAAGUGAAGUUGGUUUUGAUAUCAAGCCAGUUGUAGGCACAUCCUUAGAUGGAAGAUGUGUUGUUCCUGCUUGGAAUGCCACAGGUUUCUCUGAUGAACAGAUCAAGUAUGCAAUUCAUGAUGUUUAUGCUUCCUACCUUAUUGGCAAGAAGCUUUUGGACAUGCCUUAA